This is a messenger RNA of Epithele typhae, 1146 nucleotides long. RefSeq lists its product as uncharacterized. The coding region runs from base 1 to 1146 and encodes 381 amino acids. The record is from RefSeq and is a predicted model, not a curated record. The transcript has 5 exons. Lineage: Eukaryota; Fungi; Basidiomycota; Agaricomycetes; Polyporales; Epitheliaceae.
AUGGGGUGCGAGCACGGCGUCGUCAUCGUCUCGCCCGACUGCCGUAAGUUCGCUCUCCUCCUCCUCUGGAUCGCACGGCGACGGUGCCCCUCAAGGCUGGUCUCGCAAGUGGCCAAGGAGUUCCAGGAACACGACAAGCACUGCCGCCCGCGGACAUCUGAGCCUACUGGCAUGGGCAUGACCGAGGACGAUGAAGAGCAGGAGCUCAACUCGUUCUGGCCAUCCACCAUCACCCUCCGCCCGACCUCCCCCUCUCCUCUCCUCGAGAUGGCGCUCGAGCUCUCGAGCUCCCUUGAAGCCCAGCAUGCCACCGCUCAGUCCACAAUCUCCGUCCUUGAGUCCAAGGUCACCUCACUCGAAAACCUCGUCCAAGACACGCAAACACAAGUUCAAUCUCAGGUCGAGGUCACCAAACAGCGCGUUCAAGCAUCUGCUGAGGACGAAUGGGAGAGCCGGAUGCACGCCACAGAGGAGACGGUCUCCACUGCCGCGAUGAAGGUCGAGAACGGACUCGCGUCCCUGGAUUUCCCAGCCGCACCAGCAGCAAAGUCCAUCUCCUUCUCUCCCACCGACGACGGUGCCGACAACUUGGUCUCUCUAUGCCACAAGCAGCCAAUUACCAUUCCCCAGUCCACGGCGGCGACGAUCGCCAUGCACCCCGCCGCCCUUUGCUCUGCUUCCACCACUGUUCAGGCAAACGAUGGCCACUACAUAGUUGUCUGCCGUCUGCUAUUGGACCCCGUGACACUGUUCGCUUCUCCGUGCGCGUUGCCCUUCGCCUCCGCCUUGUCCCGGCCCUCUGCGUCGCUCUCUUCAACCUCCGCGUCCUCCGUCUCCGCGUCACCCACCUCCGCCCACGCCGCCAUGCUCUUCCUCCGCGUCCUUCGCUUCCGCAUUGCCCUCCUCUUGCCGGCGCCUGCGUCACCCUCCUCCGCCCUCAAGCCCUCUACGUCGCUCACGUCCGCGUCGCCCACCACUGCCAGCGUCACGCCCCUCCGCGUCCCGACCGCAUCGCCUUCGUUCGCCUCCACAUCACCCACGUCGACGUCGCUUGCCUCCGCGCCGCCCUCCUACGCGCCACCCACCUCCACACGCGUUGUUCUCCGCCCUCCGCCUCCUUCGCUGUGUCGCCCUACCACCAUGUAG